UGAAUCUUGUUUAGCACAUGAAUGAAAUUGCAUUAUUGGACACCAUCAUUAUAAAACAGAUGAAGGUAAAGGCAUUUCCCGUUUUGGGACUAUACCUUUUCCUCCCUGAUGCCCUUGUAGCUAUGGAAACGUCCACCAGCCUGUUCACCCCUUCAGACCAGGCACUGCGUGUGAUGUAGCUAGCUCGAUGGUUUAUGUGUGCCAGAAUUACCGAUAAAUCAGACGUUUCAAGAUGGCUUUACAACGACUGAUGUCUUUUUUCAUCCUUUACUCAAUUCUUGGCUACAUUCCAUCACGCGGGGUAAUCCUCCGAACCACAGACAAGACUGUGUGGGCAAAUGAAUUUGAACCUAUUGAGUUGACGUGCUUGAUAGAGUCCAUCUCAACAAACAAGCCCAGAAUCGAAUGGAAGAAAAUCCAAAAUGGCGUCCCUAGUUAUGUGUACUUUCAAAAUCACAUUUCGGGGGACUUGGAGCACAGAGCCCAGCUCAUCCAGCCAGCCAACCUACUGAUCCUCAACACCAGCCGUGCAGACACUGCAGAGUACCGCUGUGAGGUCGCUGCCAUUGAUGACCACAAACACUUUGAUGAAAUUCUAAUCAGUCUUGCUGUCAGGGUAAAGCCUGUGGUGCCCAGGUGCAGUGUGCCUGUGGCGGUGACUGUUGGCACGUCCUCUGAGCUGCGCUGCCUGGAGAACGAGGGCUUCCCUGCCUCACAGUACCGCUGGUUCCGCAACAACGAGGAGCUUCCCCAGGACCCAAAGAGCAGCCCCAAGUUCAUCAACUCCACCUAUUCCAUUAACGCUGACACGGGUGGUCUGAAAUUCCGCCGGAUGAGGAAGGAGGAUGCGGGGGAGUAUUACUGCCAGGCAAAGAAUGUAGCUGGACAUGCACAGUGUCCCACACAGCUGAUGGACGUCUAUGAUGUCGACAUUGUGGGCAUUUUCCUGAAGGUGUUGGCGGCAUUGGCUGGAUUCAUUGUUGUGAUGGUGGGGGUUUGUCAUGUACACAAACAUCACUGCUUUUCCUCCGGCAAGGAUCACACAGGAACCAACUACAAACUUCCAUCGCAGGAUGAUGGCGUUGACUAUGCCGAAGCAGAUGAGGGUCACUUCCGUCACAAAUCAUCAUUUGUCAUUUGACAUCUGAGAUCAAGGAGACACACUAAAAGAGGAGACCCACUGAAGUCAAAAGUGUGUCAAAUCCCAUAAUGGGGCUUCGUGUGAGAAAUGUGAGCUGUAACAUUUCACAUGAACCAACAAGCUUGCCAAAGUUAUCAUAAUGAAAAAGAUCAAUCAUUAUUUCAAUUUUGCUUUCUGAUAGGCAACUGCAACGUCAUGUCCCUAUUAGUACACUGUUUACUUUUUUUGUAGCACAUAUGUAUUGCCCUCAGUCAUUACUGUAACUACAAUUACAGUAUGAUUUUUCUUUUUUAAGCUGUGACUUUUGAACUUCCACCAGCAUGUUCAUCUUAACUGGUGAUGGAACAUUCCCCCAUACUGUUUUUAGACAAACAAGGUUUUUUACUUCCUAAAAUUUCAACAAAGUACAACAAACCUGUUUAAAAAAAACAGUAUUUCAUAACCUCUGAAUGCAAGCUGGACUAGUUUAUGUUAAUAUGAAGGUAGGUUGUGUCAAUAGUUGUAUAUAUACUCUACCGUUCAAAAGUUUGGAGCCACGUAGAAAUGUCCUCGUUUUUGAAAGAAAUG
This is a messenger RNA of Oncorhynchus gorbuscha (pink salmon), 1708 nucleotides long. RefSeq names its product junctional adhesion molecule 3B-like. The coding region runs from base 233 to 1141 and encodes 302 amino acids. Lineage: Eukaryota; Metazoa; Chordata; Actinopteri; Salmoniformes; Salmonidae. The record is from RefSeq and is a predicted model, not a curated record. Gene Ontology annotation, molecular function: protein heterodimerization activity; protein homodimerization activity. Gene Ontology annotation, biological process: angiogenesis; cell adhesion. The transcript has 9 exons.